AUGGAAGACGACAGUGAUGAUAAAGAUGAUACAAAACGGAGGACGCGCAACUUAAGUGAAAAGAAGCGACGUGACACGUUCAAUAUGCUUGUCAAUGAACUGUCUUCCAUGGUUUCUUCUAACAACCGGAAAAUGGACAAGUCGACAGUCCUUAAAUCCACAAUUGCUUUUCUGAAGAAUCAUAAUGAAAUUACCGUCAGAUCCAGAGCCCAUGAUGUUCAAGAAGACUGGAAACCAGCCUUUCUUUCAAAUGAAGAGUUUACUUAUUUGAUCCUGGAGGCUUUAGAAGGCUUUAUAAUGGUCUUCUCUACAACAGGACAAAUUUACUAUGUGUCAGAGAGUGUUACAUCUUUGUUAGGGCAUAGUCCGGCUGAUUUGACGAAUAAAAAUAUUUUUGACCUAACAUUAGAAGAGGAUCGGCCUAACUUAUUCAAUCUUGUACAAAAUCCACCAACCGCAAAUGAUCCUACACCAUCUACAAGCAGAGAGAACGAAAUCAGGUUCCGGUGCCAUAUACGCCGCAACAGCCUGAACUUCACAGAUGAAAACAGAUACGAGCUUAUCCAGUUCAGUGGACAUUUUCGUACAAACAUGGAGCACCAUGACGCGGGGGGCCUGUCGGGCUAUCAACAAGAUCAUAAUUCCAGUUUGCUGUUCGUGUGUACGGGAAAGUUGUACACGCCGCAAUUGCUCCGCGACGUGUCCCUAGCGGCGUGUAACCGCAGCGAGUUCACGUCGCGCCACAGCCUCGAGUGGAAGUUCCUGUUCCUGGACCACCGUGCGCCUCCCAUCAUCGGCUACCUGCCCUUCGAGGUCUUGGGCACGUCCGCCUACGACUACUACCACUUUGACGACCUCGAGAAAGUCGUAAAUUGUCACGAGAAGUUGAUGCAGAAGGGUGAACUGACGUCGUGCUACUAUCGUUUCCUCACCAAGGGACAGCAGUGGAUCUGGUUGCAGACGCGGUUCUUCAUAACUUAUCACCAGUGGAAUUCGAAACCGGAGUUCGUUGUAUGCACGCAUCGCGUCGUUAGUUACGCAGACAUGGCCCAGUGCCCAAAGGUGGAGAACGUUGAGCCGGAGGCCGUGGACGAGGUCGAGGUGGACAAUUGCCCCGUGAUGAAGGAACUGCCCGUGGAGGACGCGUUGGCCCAGUUGUCCCCGAGCUACAUUUCGGAGGUGCGCGACCCCUUCGGGAGCUCCUAUCCGACCAUGCCGCAGGCGGCGUCCGUGAAGUCCGCGUCGGCGGGCAGCGUCAGCGGCACCGUGUCCACCGUGGCCACGGCCGGCACCGCGGGCACCGCGGGCGCCUCGUGGGCCGCCAACUCGCGAGUGCGCUACGCCGCCGGCACCGACACCGCCUCGCUGUCCACAGAGUCGCGCUCCUCCCUCAGGAACGGCGUGACCACCCGCGAGCAAAUGCCGGUGGCGAACUCAAGAGGCCACAUUUAUGGACCUUAUCAUGGUAACAUGAUGAUGCUCCCGCAGACGCACAAGGCCCCUGAUACGACUCUGAUACCGCACCACGGUAUAGGGGCCCAAUACUUGGAGCCGGCGCCGUAUGUGAACGCCAUGGUCCCAGCGGUCCUCCCGGUUUCCCUACCUCCCUUGCCCGUCAUUGUAUCCCCGGACCAGGCGCAAAUUCAGUUGCAGCGCAAGCACGAGGAACUGCAGCAGAUGAUAGUGCGCCAGCAGGAGGAACUGCGCCAGGUCAAGGAGCAGCUGUUGCUCGCCCGCCUCGGAAUCCUUCAGCCGAUCAUCAACGUUCCCAACGCGUACAUGGCGGGCGAAGAGAUUCCGCAAAAUCAUCGUAUGCCGCCGCAAAUAACAUACGACACCACCCAAGCGCUAUCUGUCACUGAAUAUCAACAGCAGAACCCACCAAACUCGUCCAAUGGACACAUGGACCAGAACAUGCCGCAG
Molecule: messenger RNA, 1923 nt
Organism: Iphiclides podalirius (scarce swallowtail)
Lineage: Eukaryota; Metazoa; Arthropoda; Insecta; Lepidoptera; Papilionidae
Source: the annotation of a GenBank genome assembly